AUGUCCCUCCUCGCCAACAUCCUCGGCUUCUCCGCGUUCGGCUUCGGCGCACGCUGCUUCCAGCUCGGCCUGCAGAAGCGCAACAUCUUUGCGCACCCCGAGGGCCACCUCCUUGCCGCGACCGCGUUCGGCACCCUCGGGUACUUCCUGUACAACACGGAGCAGCGGCAGUGA
This is a messenger RNA of Cutaneotrichosporon oleaginosum, 174 nucleotides long. RefSeq lists its product as uncharacterized. NCBI's taxonomy places the organism in Eukaryota, Fungi, Basidiomycota, Tremellomycetes, Trichosporonales, Trichosporonaceae. The record is from RefSeq and is a predicted model, not a curated record.